Messenger RNA from Plenodomus lingam JN3, 1554 nucleotides. RefSeq lists its product as uncharacterized. Gene Ontology annotation, cellular component: clathrin vesicle coat; endosome; plasma membrane. Lineage: Eukaryota; Fungi; Ascomycota; Dothideomycetes; Pleosporales; Leptosphaeriaceae. Gene Ontology annotation, molecular function: phospholipid binding; clathrin binding. Gene Ontology annotation, biological process: Golgi to endosome transport; endocytosis. The record is from RefSeq and is a predicted model, not a curated record.
AUGGAUCUGAGCAGCUUGAAAGAGCAAGUCAGCAAUCUCACACUCUAUGACCUCAAAGCUGGGUUUCGCAAAGCUCAGAAUGCGGUGAUGAACUACACAGAGAUGGAGGCAAAGGUGCGCGAAGCGACCAACAACGAGCCAUGGGGUGCAUCUUCGACCAUGCUGCAGGAGAUCGCCAAUGCCACGUUUAACUACCAAUUGCUCAACGAGAUUAUGCCUAUGAUCUACAAGCGCUUCACUGAAAAGGCGUCUGAGGAAUGGCGACAAAUCUACAAGGCACUUCAAUUACUCGAAUUCCUGAUCAAGAACGGCUCUGAGAGAGUCAUAGAUGAUGCGCGCGCCCAUGUCUCCCUCCUCAAGAUGCUCCGGCAAUUCCACUUCAUCGACCAGAAUGGCAAGGACCAAGGCAUCAACGUGCGCAACCGGGCCAAGGAACUCGCAGAGCUGCUCGGCGAUGUCGACCGCAUCCGCACCGAACGCAAAAAGGCACGCGCCAACCGCAACAAAUUUGGAGGCGUCGAAGGCGGAGCGGGUCUUGGCGGCUUCUCCGGUAGUGGGGGCUUCUCAGGCGGCAGCGGCGGGGGCAGCAGCAGGUAUGGUGGAUUCGGCAGUGAGCAAUCAGACUUUGGAGGCUAUAGGGGUGAGGUCUACGGCGACGGCGGGGGUUUUGGGGGCAACCAGUCCGGUUUCGCAGACACGCAACAGCGCCGCGACCGCUUCGACGAGUACGAUGAAUAUGACGAGGGCGAAACCAACCCUGCACCACGGAGAAAGGAGCCUGCAGCAGCUCCAGCGAGGAGAGAAGCAAAGAAGGAGGAAGCCAAGCCAAAACUAAAGGCACCCGAGCCAGUCGUUGACCUGCUUGCCUGGGACGACGAGCCUGCGCCCGCCUCGAAUUCAGCAGGCAAGCAAGCCGUUGCAUCGACAGGGGCUGACUUUGGAGACGAUGACGACUUUGACGACUUCCAGUCUGCCGCGCCUGCAGCACCGGCAGCCCAGGCCUCAAAGCCAGCAGCCUUCACCGUGGCGCCUCCCGCUUCCACGUCGACGAUUACUUCAUCGACGCAAUUCGCCGCGCCCCAAGCUCAGUCGUCCGCCCAGAACAACAGCCUGAAAAACCUGUUUGCGACUGUGUCUCCACCACCAGCUGCAAACCAAAUGGCAUCACCACCACCCAUGGCUUCGGCCAUGUCCCAAGCCCCACAGCCCUCUGGAUACCAAGCGUCGGGACCCAAUUACUUCACGUCGAUGCCGCAGUUGGCGCCUCAGUCGGGUGCUUCCACGCCCUCCAUGGUGUCCACAGGCGGAAAGAUAGGAGGAGGAGGAGCUGCUCCCAAGAAGGCUGGCGGUGAUGCAUUCGCAUCGCUGCUGGCAGGAGCUGCACCAAAGAAGUCUUCGACCCCCACACAGAAGGUCACCAUGGGCGAUCUGGCCAAGCAAAAGACGAGCCAAGGGCUUUGGGGGACACCGGCAUCUGGUUCAAGCACACCAGCUGCACAGGCACCGCAGACCGGAGCCAAGCCUGGCAGUGCUCUUGGUGAUUUGCUGGGUUAG